Cuscuta epithymum is the source of this 1397-nucleotide messenger RNA. The record is from the annotation of a GenBank genome assembly. Lineage: Eukaryota; Viridiplantae; Streptophyta; Magnoliopsida; Solanales; Convolvulaceae.
AAGCAAUCUUAAUGAAUUUGGGCCGGUUAAUGUAUCUGGACUGAAACCUCGUCCGUAUCUGGAAUUCAGUUCCAUAUCUGGACUGAAACCUCGUCCGUAUCCAGGUAUGCUCUAUCCUCAGCUGCUGCAACUUCCUUCUCUAUCAAUAUUCUCAAAAUCAAUGAAUAAAUGAAGUGUUGUUUGGACAGUGUUGACGCAAAACAGAAUUUUCAGAUCACGAAGAUUCAGUUUUCCGGGCCAACAACACUGCUUUUAUAUAUUUUGUCAAAUAGGAGCAACGUGGAGUAACAAUUAAAGAUGCCACUUUAUGACUGCAUGCUUUUGUUGAAACCCCAUAUAAAGAAGGAGGCGUUGAUGGAACUGGCUAUUAAGGUGGGGAAGCAUGUCUAUGGUAGAAAUGGAGUCCUCACAGAUGUAAAGUAUUUUGGAACUGUCCAGCUCGGCUAUGGUAUUAAAAAGCUUGAUGGGAGGUAUUUUCAGGGGCAGAUGAUGCAAAUGACGAUGAUGACACCGCCUAAUUUCAACAACGAGUUGCAUUACCUGAAUAAGGAAGACCGUUUACUUCGGUGGCUGUUGGUUAAGAACCGAGGGGAUCUUCAGCUUGAUUCUUCGGAUCGUUAUGAACCUUCACGUACCCUGGUUUACCAAGAUUUUAAGGGUGAUGAGAAAGAAGACAGUGAUGAUGAAGACACUGAUGACACAGACGAUAAAUACAAUAAAGGCUCCCUUUUCUAAGUAUUGAAUGAAUAAAAACUGUGAAGACCCCCCUUUUAUUGUUUCAUGUAGGCAUGGACCCGGUUCGGGCCGCCCGGCCCGGGACCGGCCCGGCCCGCCACUGUGCGGGCCCGGAACCGGCCCGGUUCUCGGGUCCGGGUCGGGCCUAGGCCCGGUGGGGGGUCCGGGUCCGGGCUCGGGCCUUGUAUUCGGCGAACCGGCCCGGCCGGGUCGGGCCCGGGCCCGGGCCGAAUUGAUUUUUUUUUAUUUUUUUUUCAUUUGUUGGGGUUAGCCGGGUUGGGCUUGAUGGUUAGGAGGGGUUUGGGGGUUUGGGGGGGUGAGUGGGGGGGUUAGGAAAGCAAAAAACAAAAAAAAAAUUAUGACCGAACCGGAGGCCCGGCCCGGCCCGGACCCGGACCGGACCCGGUGGCUACCUGGGCCGGUCCCGGGCCUUCCUUCCCAAAAAAAAAGCCCGGCCGGGCCCGGCCCGGAACCGGAACCGGCCCGGCCCGGGUCCAUGACUAGUUUCAUGGAUUCAGGUUGAAUCUCUGACACUUUUUGCUAUUUAUGUCGUGAAAUAUGAAAUGGAUACUAUUCGCAAUUUCGCAUGUUAGAACUUUGAACCAAGAAAACUAUCCGGGUUUAUCUAAUGUAAAACAUAUGCUUUGAUAAUCCAUGAUAGU